GGCUCGUAUUCAAAAUGGCUGCCCAAAUCGCUGAAAGAAUUUCAGAAACAUUUUCAUUUGCGAAAAAGGUAAGGUUCAGUUGAUAUCAGCAAAUAAUUUUUUAGCUCUAAAAUUUUCCAAUGACUCUAUGUGUGCUUCCUAAAUUGUUUAAGGGGGCUUUGUCACGACUGUGUUGUUUAUUUUGUCAAUACUGCUGCAAUGUAAACUCCCCGUCCUUACGUGACUUACGUUACAGAUGGAAUUUCUUGUAAAUGACAAAAUCACAGCCUCAUGUCAAACAAAUUUGCCUUAAAAAGCAUUAAGCUUAUGUCAAACGUUACAAACAAGAACAAAAAACUUUGAAGUUAAGGACUGUUAGGGUAACAAGUUUUCAAAAACCACUGUUGCAAUGCGUUUUAUUCUUCUUCAAUUUUGUCCAUCUUUGCCUGCUAAGGGAGAGUAAAUCUUAUUUACUGUCAACUUUGACUCUGAAGAUGACUACCACACAGAUUGUCGAAUCGUCAGUCACUUUCAACAACGGCUCUUAAUUGCUACUCAAUUGUCAAUAAAUUUAUUGUUUGCAUGAAUUCAGUUGUUAAUUUUUUGAGGAACAGAUCAUGAACGGAUGUGUCCCCCGAUAUGAAUUCAUGAAAUCGGUAAAAAUCAAAGAUAAAUCAAUAAACGAAACGAGUGUGUCAUCAAUUUCUACUGUUUGAUUGAUACAGUCGAUAUCAAUCAAAUCAGAUUUACCAAUUUUUAUCGAUUUAAUUUAUCGAUUGACUACUUCGGGUAGAGGUGUGCUGCUGAGACCCUCGAAACCUGUUAAGUUAGUGGUCAGAGCCAGGUCUUGGGGAUCAAUGGGAACUGACUUAACUAUUUUCUAUGCAUAGACUCUGGUUUGCACUCUAGAUUUACAUUGUAUCUUUUUAAGGGUGCGUGGAAACUUAACAACUGCAUUUUUGAAGCAGGGAAAGAAACACUUUAUAUUGCAAUUUGAUAUUACUGGAACUAAUCAACCAAGGCAUCUUAUUGCAGAUGCCAAUGCUAAGUAGAGCUACUUUUGAUGAUGAUAAUCCAACGCCAGGCUACAUAUACCAAGAAAUCAACAGUAUCCUUUUCAGGCUGUGUCAUAUCUCAAAAGUUAACAGUGUGGUUCUGAAAAAUAUCUGUACAGUCCCUCCAUUGACCACUUUAGAAACAAGAAGGAAAGACUUUCGGAAUCUAUAGUGGGGACGCACCAAUCAGCUGGGUAUUCCAAAAUUACCACCCAUGGCAAGAAUUAUUAGAACAGGGAUGUCACUAAGAUUUCAAGUUGCUCGGUAAAUACAACAAGUAGAUGUGGAAUCAUGCAGCUAGAGAUUUCUUUUGGUUCUAUUUUUCUUCUAUUUUCCUUUGAAAGCAGCUGCAGGAAAUCCCUGGUCCCCGGUUCAUAAUUGCAGCCCUGCUAGAAUCACCAAUCAUAUGUGGAUGGUUAGCAAUAAUUGACCAAUUAAAUGUGCUGACUGUCAAUUCCAGAAAAUAUUCAUUAAACUUACAUGUAAGUACAAAAUAACUAUGUUUUUUUUUCAGUGCAUGCAUGUAGUUUUGGAUUCAUCAAUAUUUUCGGGUAUAAAUUUAAGACCUCAUUUGGACCCUGUACUUAUCACUGAAAUGCUUAAGUUGUACCCCUAUAUGUUAACACCUUCAUCACUCAGCAGAUUGCAGGAUCUAAACGCUAAACAAAGCCCUGCAGCCACAUUGAACAAGGCACCAAACAUAUAAAGCUGAUGCCACCAAGGCUAACUGAGAUUGGGACACAUAAAUGUUGUCUGACUAGACUCAAAAGAGGUGGCUUUCUUUGUUGUUAACUGUGUUAAAUUUCACUCAGCUGCAUCUAAGCACCAUAAUUUAGAUGCUGUUUGGACAUUAGUGACUGUGGGAUGUUUUCCUUGAUGUGUAUAUCAGGCAUAACUUAUGAAUCAAUUAGCAGCUGCAACUCUUUAUUGGAUUAUUUAGUUGUCAGACUGAAAAACAAAUCUCCUUAUGUCAAAUACAAGGUAAGACACAAACUUGUAGUUGUAAGAAAAUUACACCACAGCUGUCUCUCAUUUCAUUCUUAAUUGUAUAAAAUAGGCCAUUUCCAAGUUCCAAAAACUCUCACUUUCAAAAUGAGGUGAAGUGCAAAACCUUUCUUGUGAAACUCAGUUUUGUUUGCAUGAGAAUAUAAAAUCAUUCUCUUAUCUAUGGCUUUGCACUUAGCCUCACUUUGAAACAGAGGCUUGCGGUAACUCGGAAAUGGCCUAAUGAAAGGCUUGGGGAAAAAGGGGAUAAAGUGAUUUGGUUAAAAUAAAAUUCUUCUUAAAAAUUGUCAGAUUUUCACAUACUGGCAGCCUCAAUCCAAGUAAAUUAGGUGGGAAGAUAUGCAUGCAUGCAUGCAUGGCCUGGGGGAAAGCUAUUGUCCAUUGAUGUGUUUAUUUCCUGUUUAUUUCAGAGAAGGAUGUUGCUCAAACCUCUGUAGCAUUCAAUUCAGAUAGGCAAGAGUUAAGUUGUGAAAGGAAUGUUCAUGUUUCACCAUCAUUCAAAAUUAAAUUUGUUUACCUCAGUGAGGCAAAAAAGGUAGAAAAUUUAUAACAGUGUUUGUUGAUUGGUAGACGGCUGCCCGCGAAAAUCGCCAACUACUUGGUUAGUAUCAGCCGGGUACUCUGCUUAGCAUUUCUUUACGGAUGGUGUUUUUUGAAUAAAAUAUCCGUGGACUUGCCUCUUACUUUGACAACUCAGCCGUCUACUUCAAAGCGUUCUGACAACCCUGCAUGCAUACACAUGCAUGUUUGUUGAUGCUGGCCAUGUGCUGGGACCUUUAAUAGUGUUAUUUGAUAAUUACUAUUUUUGAUAAAAACAUCUUGAUUUUCUAUUUUAGGUCCUUAAAAUUCUCUGUUAUCUAUCAGCCAAUGGCCAUUCAGAGUUCAGAAGUGGUCUUAGACACAAAGCAGAUGUCCUUAGAGAAGCUCAAAGUAAGAUAAUAUUAAGUCCAAGGUUUGAACCCAAAAGUCAUUUCAUAAGUAGGUGAUAAGUGUGAUCAUCCAGGUGAGCAUAGUCUCGAAUGUCGGUUGGAGUGAAAUCACUCCACCGGGACUGUUGUUGAUAGUGCCUGAUGAUUCAACAACCUGUGCGGUAGUCAUCUUCAGAGCCAGAGUUGAGUUGUAUAAGGUCAGUUGACAGUAUUAAUUAAUACGGCAACUGACCUGAUUGGUCAAUUUUGACUAACAAUAAACAACUGUUAAACUUUAUUUUAUUGUGCAUAAACCAUUAAAUGUUUGAAGCUAAGUUGNUAGGCAAGAGUUAAGUUGUGAAAGGAAUGUUCAUGUUUCACCAUCAUUCAAAAUUAAAUUUGUUUACCUCAGUGAGGCAAAAAAGGUAGAAAAUUUAUAACAGUGUUUGUUGAUUGGUAGACGGCUGCCCGCGAAAAUCGCCAACUACUUGGUUAGUAUCAGCCGGGUACUCUGCUUAGCAUUUCUUUACGGAUGGUGUUUUUUGAAUAAAAUAUCCGUGGACUUGCCUCUUACUUUGACAACUCAGCCGUCUACUUCAAAGCGUUCUGACAACCCUGCAUGCAUACACAUGCAUGUUUGUUGAUGCUGGCCAUGUGCUGGGACCUUUAAUAGUGUUAUUUGAUAAUUACUAUUUUUGAUAAAAACAUCUUGAUUUUCUAUUUUAGGUCCUUAAAAUUCUCUGUUAUCUAUCAGCCAAUGGCCAUUCAGAGUUCAGAAGUGGUCUUAGACACAAAGCAGAUGUCCUUAGAGAAGCUCAAAGUAAGAUAAUAUUAAGUCCAAGGUUUGAACCCAAAAGUCAUUUCAUAAGUAGGUGAUAAGUGUGAUCAUCCAGGUGAGCAUAGUCUCGAAUGUCGGUUGGAGUGAAAUCACUCCACCGGGACUGUUGUUGAUAGUGCCUGAUGAUUCAACAACCUGUGCGGUAGUCAUCUUCAGAGCCAGAGUUGAGUUGUAUAAGGUCAGUUGACAGUAUUAAUUAAUACGGCAACUGACCUGAUUGGUCAAUUUUGACUAACAAUAAACAACUGUUAAACUUUAUUUUAUUGUGCAUAAACCAUUAAAUGUUUGAAGCUAAGUUGUAAAUGAAAUUGUCACAUAAUUUUCUGUUUUAUUCCACAUCUGCUCCAGAAUAUGUGUUAAUGUGGUUCAAUUUUAUCCUUGGUUUUAAUUUUAUUUUCCUAAUCGUUUCAAACUCAUUAUCAACAUUACCAUACCCCAAAACAAAAGAAAAUAAAAUUUAAACAAAGGAUUAAAUUUAAACACAACAUAUGCACUCAUUACAUGUCAUUAUGAAAUACUAUAAAUUUUAGGGAUGUCAUCACUGCACUUUUCAAUAACAUGCAAACUCUUAAGUUAAAAAAAAAAUUACGCCAUUUACAUUUUUUGCUUCUGUCAGUCAUCCCAAUCAACCUCCGAGUAAAAUAUGUUUUCUUCAGCAAGUUCAAGUUUUCUGUAGGUUGUAAUUGGUAGAUUUUGAUCCAUUUUGUUUGUUUCUUUAUCUCAUAAUAUUAUGAUUGACAGUUAUAAAGUGAUGUUCAAAUAAAGUAUUAUUUUCUGAGUUUGUCUGUUAUUGAAAAGCAUAGUAAAGAUUUCAGUAAUAAUGAUAAUACAGUCAUGUGUGGGGUCCAAUCACUACAUUACACUAGUGAUAGUUCUGGUUAGCCAGAAAUGACAUCAUAAUAAUGCAUUUUAAGCUGUUUCAUGCGUGGAUGUGUAUAUGCUGUAACACAAGUAAAGUUAAUGCUCUGAUUAAUGUUGUGUACCAUUAAUUCACAGAUUUUACCGGCUCAAUAGAUUAUCUCAAAGGAGAUGGCCCUAAUCAGCAAGUCAGAGCUGCUGCGUCAGUGAGUUUGAGAUUUUGUUAUCUAAUUUUGUCAAUAUUAUUAAUCAAGGUUAACUUAUGCUGGCCACAUUAAUUUUGUGUUUAUUGCUGAGUGGCUGGAUAUUGUAUUAUUCCGAGGUCCCGGUAAAUUUGCUGUUGUUAUAAUAACAACAGCAAAUUUAUAAUACAAAAGCCAUAUCAUUUCUCUUGAAUUACUCACAGAUUAGCUGUUUUUAUCCUUUUUUCCCUUGUUCAUUCCUUUCCUUAUGUAAGUAUGUUUUCCUUCCACUGAUUAUUUAAAUGUAUGCCUUAAUUAUUGAUUGUCAUAGUCAGGGUUUUCCCACACAACCGCGAAACAGGGGCUGCAAUGGGGGACAAGAGAACUUGGGACUGUGUGAAAAAGCCUGUUACAUAAUUUAUAGCACUCUGCUCCUAAUGACAAUUUUUUGAUCUGUUUUGGAUUCAUCCCAUCAUCCCCCCACUCCCUCCAGCAAUGUUGUGGCCAAAAAAAGCACUCAUUUCCACCCAUGGUGCUCAAGAUUAACUUUGUCUGGGGUGGGAGGGGACGGGUCACUAGUUUUACUAAUAUUACUGGAAAUGUCCCAACACUUUUGACCUCCAUUGUGCCCACCAGAGGAUGGCCAGCCAUUGCUCUCAGGCUCCACCAGUCAAUCAGCCACCUUAACCCAUAACAAUCUGUUGGGUGUUACAGUCAAGACAGGUCAAGCGUACUCCCCAAGAUUUCAUUAAUGAAUUGAUUAUUAGAAAAGUGAUUCCAUUAGUCAUUGCCUGGACCAGUAUGAAAUUCAAAUCAGCAUUCCUGCAUGUGUAAUGAGCAGUAGAUUUUUCAUGACAACUCUUCUAUAGUCGGUCAGAUUGAGAAAUCUGUGAAUGGAUUAAUUGCUUUGAAGAUAUUUACAUUGAAUUCAAGAAAACUGGGCUGGUAGAAAUUUCAUAACUGCCUCUUAUGCGAAUAUCACUGCUUGUUACGCAGACAGGAAUGCAGAGAUGAAACUGAAAUCUACAACAGCUAGCAGAUUCAACUUUUGAAUAAUAAUUAAUUAAUUAAUGGAAUCUUGUGGGGUAUGCUUGACCUGCCUUGACUGUAAAACAGUUCAUUUAAGUAUUUUAUCAUAACAAAAUAACGCACAAGCCACUACCAGUACCACUUAGUACUGUUUGAUAUUACUUUCUCAUUAGGAGUUAAUUGAACUUCUCUUCAACGUUGAGAGUAGUGCAUUAUCAAACAUUCAUGGUAAGAAAGAUGGUCUGACCUCUUUUAAUAAGAAAUUUGCACGACAGGAAGGGAAAGAGAGAAAACAGAUGUUUUAUAGCUUUUUUCGUCAUGUUUUUUGUAAUCUGAUUGGCCCUAAUCCUAGCUACCGAGAAUGAACAAUAAACAAUGUUUAUUGAAUUUAGCUCUUGCAUGACGUGAAGAUUUAUGGAGAUUCUGGAAGCUGUUAUAUUAAUUUUAUUCUGACCUCACCAUUCUUCAUACCAUACUCACCCUCAUUCAAUAAUAACAUUGUUACAUAUAUACAGCUGUAGAGGACCAGUUUCUGACCAGUGGACUUACAGUUUAGAGGCCUCACAUUCAAUUCACCUUUUGAUGGUUGUCCAAUAGCUGGAUUUUUUUUCUUGUUAAUGCUGAACUCCUUGUCACUGUUUGUUAUUUAUUUUUAACAUUCUGGCAGUGCCCUCUGCUUCUCUCAUAUUCAGCUAUUCUUUGUGUUGUCACUUACAUUUAACCAACUCUCUUAACUUUUGACUUAAUUUGAUUACUUUUUAUUUGGCAACAACUUCCAUGGGUUAACUCAUUUGCUGAUGAGCAAAAAUGUAAACAAUUUAUUACCUUUAAAAGCAAUUAUAAACACAAUACUGGGUUAGUGCCAAUUUUAAAAAUUAUUCAUGGACAAGUAUUGGAAGUUGACGUAAUAUAAAAGCUUUUUCUGCCAGUUGAAUUGUUUUCUAUAACCACGUGCUUGUCAACUGUUUACACUCUUGUACUAUACCUUAUUAAUAACUUUAUUUUAAAAAAUUAUUGCAGCAAUGACAGGGCCAACAGGAAAGAAGAUGGAGGGAUUUGGAAAUUCACCUCUUCAGCCAGCAAGUAGGUAUUUAUUAACUGAUUUUGAUGUUGGAGUCCUAUGAUAAAUUGAUUUACUUGAGUUCUCUUUGUUCCUUUUUCUAGAGAGCAAAACAUGGCUAGACUCAGUGAAAAACUUAGCUGAACAUCUUCCAGAUGCAGCAAACCGUUUAAAACCAAAAAAUAAGAAGGGAAAUACGCCGCCCGCAGAGACAUCAGGCACUGCAUUUAUAAACUAUGUUGAUGUUGCAAGUGCUGACUCAGGUAGUGAUUUUAUUGUGUUUACUAUUAUUAUUGCUCUACAUACCUCAGGAAGCCCAUUUUAACUUCUUACACUGUUGUUUUCCUUCUCAUGGAGAUCGGCUUUAAGGCAAUUUUCCUGUUCUUUUAUAAGCCAUUUUUAAGUAAUAACUAAAAAUUAUGUGAAUAAUUUUGUACAUUUGAGAGUAGUCUUUUAAACUUACUUAAUUUGUAAUUUAGAUCAGACUUUCUGUGCCUUUUAAGUGAGAUGAAAUGUAGUAGAAUAUCUAUGAUUGUAGUACUAAUUAACAGCUUACUAAUGUGUUGUAAAAACUGUGUCAUGAUUAAGAUCAAGAGAGCACUGUCCUUUUUUGUUGAAGAAAUAGUCAUUUGAAAUGUAAAUUAAAUGAUUCCUAGGUGGGACAGGGUAAGUGGAAUAUCUUGUGAAGUAUCCCUCCUAUCUCAUGCUAACUGGGAUAGUUAUAAGCAUAACUAGGAAUAACCAUAGUUACGGAGUGCAGGUAACAAUGUUUGAAGGGACAAUCAUUUGAAGGUCGAAAUGCUCUUGCUCAAGUGCUGUGCUUUGGGCAAGUUGACUAAGUUUCAUGCGAUAGAUGCAUGGUCAAAACAGGCAUGAUCAGAUUACAGGUGACACUAUGGUGAUCAGAUUGCCCUCCUUCAUUAUGGGCAUUCCAUUCAUUCUUAGUAGAAGCCUGAACAAAACUGGCUACAUAAUGUGCCCUGCAUGCAUAAUAGCAACCUGGAGAUCAGGACUGUGGGCUUCUCUUGUUUGCCUGCAACAAAAUUUUUUUACUUUGAUUGGCUGAUGGCAGCAAAAAGAAAUCUCCAAAUAAGUCAAAAUGAAGUAGACCACUGUUUUUCAAGUUAACCUCGAAGGAGAGAGUUGUAAGGGUUGUGCUUCAAGAUGUUAUGCGACUCCUACAACCAGGGCCUGGUUCUUCGAAAGAUGGUUAACUUUAACCCAGGAUUAAGCCAAAUUUCAGGCAUGGUUUUCUCAGCUAAGAACAUGCAACUUGAGGUUACAAAAUACUGUUGAGCCUUUACUACAAGAUACAGUAAUGACAACACAAAAUGUUACCCUAAGCAAAACAUAGGAAUGUAAAAUAUACAAAAACAGAACAAAAUUUUAAUCCUGGAUUAACGCUAAUCAACCUUUCAGGAACCGGGCCCAGGAGAUUUUAAGGCAAAAGUCAAGAUGUGGAAAACAGUAAGCGCUGUAAUUCCCUAGAAUAACCUUACCUUGCCCCUUGAAAGCACUAAGGAAUGAUUUACAUGUUAUUUUAUAUUUUAGAUUUAUGAUAUCAUUUAUUUGAUGUUACCUGCCUCCCAUUUUUUUCCAACAGGUUUUAAGACCUUUCUGGAUGGCCAAGUCUCUCUUGAGUAAGAACAAUGUUUUAUUUAUUCAAAGUUUUCUGUUAAAUUUAAGUAAUGGUCCAGAUAAGAAGGAAAGAACCAAGCACAAUGAACAUGUGGGAAUGCAAAAACAUGCUAACUUUACUACUGUCUCUACUAUGCUUCUGAUUGGUUUAAACUGCAAAUUUUUGACAUCUUUCUGAAAUCUUCACAAAGUAUGUUCAUCCUUUGUUUUCUGACCAGCUUCCUUGUAGCAAAAGGGGGGAUUGCAAAAGAAUUUGGUUGUUUUUGUGUUACUUUAUUUUAUUGAUGGAGUUUUUAAAUGUCUUCAAAUUUCAAUGUUGUUAGGCCGUCAGAUGAUGAAGAUUCAUCAGAUUCAGAAAAUGGAUUAUCUGUAGAAGCUCAUCUUGUCAAUAAGAUUACUUCUGAGGGUGGAAUCCGCGCUGUGCCUUCAAGGGAAGACUUGAUUCAGUUCACAAGAAGGUAAACUUGCUGUUUACCGUACGUGUUUUUUUUUGUGCAAAAAUCAAAGGGCAAAAAUGUCUCUCAGAGAGGUUUAGCCCUUGUUCAAGUUCUGUGUCCCCCAUGUGCUGAAUCAACUGAUGAAUUACAUAUGUCAGAAAGGCAGCAUUUGAAUAAGUUUGGCUUAGCAAUUUUGGUUUCAUAGGCCCAGUUCAAACGUCAAACUUUUCAAGUACUGAACCUAAUUCCUUCAAUUAAGUAUUUUAAUACUUAAAAGUAUUUGGGUCGACCCAUGAAUAAAGAUCAAGUGGCCCACAUGGGAAUUUUAACGGUGGAGGCCGACUUCAUUUUAAAUGUCAAACUUCUCAUGUGCUGAACCUAAUACAUAAAUAACUAUAAUUUUUUUUACUGGGUAAGCAUUGUAGACCAUUGUAAACCAUUGUACAUCAUGAACAUGAAUUGAGUCUCACUAAUAAUUAUUAAGCUCAAUGUCUGAAUCAACCAUCGAACUUGUAUCAUUUGGGUUUGACGUUUGAAUUGGGCCAAAGAGUAUAAGGCAAUGUAAAGAUCAGCAGAAGCUGUCACAUUAUCUAAUACUGGGGCACCACUAAGUUGCUUUAACAGCUAUCCUCUCUUUCUCUAACCUAAUCGUAAAUUUUGAAUAAAAUAAGCUUAACUCUUCCCUAAAUUCAGACUGAAAUUUUAAAGGGGUCCAGCUCUUUUCUAGCUUUUUCUUUCGGUUUCACUUACCUAUGCUGUUUGAGUCAAUAAUCACUCCAAAAGCAAUCGUCAUCAUGUUGCUCUAAUUCAUCUUGAUGAACCAGGUCUUGUUUAGUAUACAUGAAGAAUGUGCAAGGAGGAGGGUCUUCAAAAAAGGCAAGAUCUUUAUGAAGAUACUGACUCAGUUCAUCAGUUAAUCAUUUUAUUGGAUGGUGACAUUACAGCCAUUGGCCUUGUCUCCUUCAUCCUUCCUCAUAGUUAAUUGAAGGGGACAUAAAGAGAUGCAGGUGUUUCUUUGUGUUGAGGAGACUAUUUUGGUUUACUUUUAUUUUGUGGUGUGGGUAUUGUUGUCUUUUCAACCUUUUGUAUUAUGUCAUUUGGGUAUUGUACCCAUCCUAAAUACUCAAAGAAACUACCAGAAUUCCACACUUCUGUUCAGAAUGAGUAUGGGUUGUAGACCCCAGUUGUGUGGUCUGUCCUAUCAUUUGUUGUUUUGGGAAGGGACUGUUUCUGACCCUGUGGUUGGCACAAGGUGUUGUGGUUUCCUGACGUAUCACAAAGCUAUAUUUUGAAAUAAUACAAAGAAAAAUAGAUAAGAGUUUCAGAGGAGUUGUAACCAUGUUACUUUUUUGUUUUUGAAGGUGUUCUUCUUUAAAUGUUGAUAAAGUGUUCAGUGCACUUAAUGACAGACUGUUGGAACCAGUCACCGAGGUGCAGUUGGUAAGUUGAACACUCCUGCAAAUCCACAUUCUUAUUCAUUGGUCAAUAUUUGGGAUUUAUUGGAGUUACCAAAAAAAGAGAGAGCCACAAAUCAAACCAGUGCCAGAUGUGGUAUAUGCACAAACUUUUGGCGCAAUCAACCUACUGCAUCAGAACGGAAAAUGCUACUGCUCAUCUGUCAAUAAAGGAUUAUAACAUCAUUGUUACUCAUAGUGAACUUGAAUUUCCCGUUCUGCUGAUUUUGCUAAACAAGAACUUAAUCAGUUUCUUUUGUUUCUGAUUUUAACCAAAAAAAAUGCAAAGCAAGCCGACAAAGUUUUUGCCUUCUUUAUUUCUCAAAUAAAAAGCUCAAACUCAAAGAGCAGUGUUUCAGCUGGUGUUUGUCUACUAAAUCAAAAGUCACAUGCAAAAAUUCAGUAACUUUGAAGCACUUUCAAAAAUGAACAAAAACUCAAGGUGUUGUUCUUGCAUUAAGCCUUUCAUUUCUUAAAUUUUUAAAAUCAAUAUAUCAGCUCUUCUCUUUUCUUUCUGUCUUGAAUUUUUAAAGCAUCAAUAAAUUUGAACUGCCUUUGUCCCACUGUUAAUAUAUAAUGUUGAAUUUUUUCUAGAAAUCACUUCAUGUUUUGGAUCACCUCUUGAAAAGUGACAUCCCUGAAGUGGGCACAAGGAUGUCGUACAUUUGUACCAAUGUACACGAAAUAACGAAAACAGAUAGUGGUCAUGUUCUAUCAAAAGCUCAAAAGGUU
Porites evermanni is the source of this 11175-nucleotide messenger RNA. Lineage: Eukaryota; Metazoa; Cnidaria; Anthozoa; Scleractinia; Poritidae. The record is from the annotation of a GenBank genome assembly.